Molecule: messenger RNA, 1267 nt
Organism: Enhydra lutris kenyoni (northern sea otter)
Lineage: Eukaryota; Metazoa; Chordata; Mammalia; Carnivora; Mustelidae
Product: transmembrane 4 L six family member 5
Exons: 5
Coding region: 510-1211 (233 amino acids)
Cellular component (GO): membrane
Source: RefSeq, a predicted model, not a curated record
UUAACCUUAACCAUGAGCCCCCCCGCAGUGUCCCCAGGAGGAGGACUUUUUGGACAAGGACUGACAGCACGAAUGAGCGGAAGGUGAGGGACCACCAGCAUCCUCUUAGUUUCCUUCCGGAAAGUCCCCCCUCCUGGGCCCACUGGGAACGAGGGGGCCGCCGCAGGCCCACGAGCGCACCCCGGGUUACAGAGCACUUCUCACACGGCCCAUGGCACCCGCGCGACCCACCCCCCAGGCCUGGCGUCACCCCAGCCUUCAGGCCCUGGAAGCCACAGGGACCCCGAGGCAGAGAGGCAUGGGGGUCGCGCUGAUUCACAAAGCCUGGGAGGAGCCCCAGGGGUGCGGAGAGCAGCAGGUGCGUGUGGGGAAGGAGAAAGAGCAGGCUGACCUCAGGCCACUUCCUCCACGUCGAGCUCCCCACCCCUCCCCAGCGGGGGCCCAGGCCUGUCCACCUCCACCUCCUCCUCCCGGCCUCUCUCCCUUAUCUCUCCCUGCUGGCCGCUGCCAUGCCUGCUCCCCAACCUUUGUACCUUGCUCCGAGCUCGCUGUUCUUUUCCUGGACCUGGGAGUCAGGCCUCACUUUCACUCGGGGCUCGCGUCCUCAAGGUCGCCUCGCCAUGUGCACGGGGAAGUGCUCCCGCUUCGUGGGACUCUCCCUCAUCCCCCUCUCCCUGGUCUGCAUCGUGGCCAAUGCCCUCCUGCUGGUGCCUGGGGGCAAGACCACCUGGACGGACAACACCCACCUCAGUUUGCAAGUCUUGCUCAUGGCCGGCUUCCUCGGGGGAGGCCUGAUGGUGCUGUGUCCCGGCAUCUCAGCGGUUCGCGCGGGGGGCAAGGGCUGCUGCGGUGCGGGCUGCUGCGGAAAUCGCUGCAGGAUGCUGCGCUCCGUCUUCUCCUCGGCAUUCGGGGUGCUGGGGGCCAUCUACUGCCUCUCGGUGUCGGGAGCCGGGCUCCGAAUUGGACCCAAGUGCCUCAUGGACCACCGCUGGGACUACCACUUCCAGGACACCGAAGGCGCCUACUUAAAGAACCGCACCCUGUGGGAUCUGUGCGUGGCGCCGCCCGGCGUGGUGUCCUGGAACGUGACGCUCUUCUCGCUGCUGGUGGCCGCCUCGUGCCUGGAGAUCAUGCUGUGCGGGGUGCAGCUGGUGAACGCCGCCCUCGGCGUCUUCUGCGGCGACUGCAGGAAGAAGGGCUCCCCCAGCUGAGGCUGCGCUGACCGCUCUGCUCGCUCCUGGACGCCCGCCUGGCCCACCCUGCCCUG